This is a messenger RNA of Penicillium waksmanii, 207 nucleotides long. RefSeq lists its product as uncharacterized. Lineage: Eukaryota; Fungi; Ascomycota; Eurotiomycetes; Eurotiales; Aspergillaceae. Bases 1 to 207 code for a protein of 68 amino acids. The record is from RefSeq and is a predicted model, not a curated record. The transcript has a single exon.
AUGAAAGAGCGGGAGGAGGCUGCUGCUGGUACUGCUGGGUCUGGGACUGCGCCGGCCAGUGGACCUGGAUCGGGGUAUGGGUUUGAUAUUGCUAGCUUGGUUGGGUUUACGGGGAUUGUGUUUGGGGUUAUCUGUUUGACGGAGUAUGUUUGGGGUCACGGUCCUGCUGGUGGGGGACCGAGGAAGGAUUCCGAUUCGAAGGAGUGA